This is a messenger RNA of Phytophthora nicotianae INRA-310, 1002 nucleotides long. RefSeq lists its product as hypothetical. The record is from RefSeq and is a predicted model, not a curated record. Lineage: Eukaryota; Oomycota; Peronosporomycetes; Peronosporales; Peronosporaceae. The transcript has a single exon. Gene Ontology annotation, molecular function: sugar transmembrane transporter activity. Gene Ontology annotation, biological process: carbohydrate transport. Gene Ontology annotation, cellular component: membrane. The coding region runs from base 122 to 919 and encodes 265 amino acids.
CCCGUAAUCGUCGAAAUGGCGACAAUCGUUGAGUGCUCGAUCUCCUUCGCCUGCAUGCGUUCAUAGCUCGAAUCACCGCUUUCUCCUCGCACCUGCGCGUUCACCAGACACUCCAUAAACAAUGGUGAGCAGUGCUGCUAUGUGUGUGGUCGAGAUCUUCUCUGCCUUGACGUCGCUCUCGCUAAUCUGCAGCCCAGCUAUCGCCAUGUCCCGCAUCUUCAGCCAGAAGAACGUAGGUGUGGCGUCCGUGUUUCCCUUGGCCACGUUACUAGCGAACUCUCACAUGUGGAUGCUCUACGGAUACAUGAUCAAGAACUGGUUCCCCGUUUUCUGGGUCUUCCUCUUCGGUGACGCGGUCGGCGUGCUCUACCUGGUCGUUUACUGGAGAUACACGCCCGACCGCAGAUAUGUAGCUCGCGUCCUUGGUGUCACACUCGUAGUGUUGUUUGCUGCCACGCUCUACGCUAUCAUUGGCGGUUUCGGGUACACAGGGCAAACCAGAGGACAAGUUGGCUCCACCGUUGGAGUCCUGUGCGACGUCGUCGCCGUUUGUCUAUACGGCGCCCCCAUGGAGAAACUCUUCCAGGUCCUCAAAUACAGGUCAGCCGCCUUCAUCAAUGUGCACAUGGUCAUCGCUAGUCAGUCGAAUAACAUCAUGUGGUUCACUUACGGUGUGCUCACGGAGAACUGGUACAUCAUUUCGCCCAAUAUUCUGUUCAUCACACUCAACUCGUCCACAUUGGUACUCUAUCUGGUCUUCAAUCCGAAGACACACCCGCUUCCUGACGACUUCAACUUACACGCCACGAUCCAAGACUCAGUAAUAGAGUCUUCAAACAAGACUGUUUACAGCGAAGGUGUGAAUUCCUGUAGCCCCGCUUUCGACGCCGUACGGUCACCCCCAGGGACUCUUGUGUAGUAAAAUAAUUUCCCCCGCAGCAACAUCAACGCCUGCAUGCUACGUAAGAGAACUACAAAUUGAAUUGAUUCUUUUGCAACGGA